UGGUUUCACCCUAUUACUGGAGGAUAAGAUAAGGAUCUUGGCGAGAUAAGGAAUCCUGCGCGCUCAUGUGUAUGAUGAUAUUGGUAUUGGGAGAGUUGUUGAAUGAACAGAUACUAUAUGGGUACUCUAAAGGAGUAGUCCCCCAUGUCUCAUCGCGGGGUAUUCAAAUGCUGGGACCCCCCACGAUUUCCUUUACGGCGCUCUGUCUCUCCUCACGCAUGGCUGUUGACUGAACAGGUACUAUAUGGGUACUCUAAAGAAGUAGUACCCCAUGUCUCAUCACGGGGUAUCCAAAUGCUAGGACCCCCCCAGGAUUUCCUGUACAGUGUACAAGCAAGCCAGAGCAUCGUACAGGAAAUUGCAGUGGGUCAAAAUGAUGGGACCUCUUUGAAUAGGGGUCAUAUUUUCUUACAUGGGACUACUCCUUUGAGGCUUAGUAGCAGAAGCAAACUAAAGAAGGGACUAGUUUUGAUAGGAAUAAACCGAUGGCUGCUGCUAACUUAAGGUUGAUCUGACAUUAGGUUUAGGUUAUGCUGUCCUAUGUAUCAGCAUUGCAUGUGGACAGGCCUGUUCUCCUAUGAGAUAAGACAAAAUAAUAUAGUGCCAUUUUGAUUAUAGGAGCAUUAAGAGAACACACUGGAAACUGGAUCGUUUAUGAGUUCGGUGAAUAGACUUUUAAUGGAGCAGCAAAAUGCACGUGUGACCACUGCUCCAGUCAAUCUCCUCUGGUAAUUGUGAGAGGAAGAAUAACUUCUGAGGAUCAGUCAAGAAAGGAUAACAUCCUAGUACGCAGCGAUGGCUCUGGUUGAGAUCAUGCGCCUUUGGAGCGAGGGGGUGGCUGCUGCCGAGAAAGACGACUGGAAGGGUGCCCUGAAAUUAUUCACAUCCAUCGCAGAACCCCGAUCCAAGAUCUGCUUUAACAUCGGCUGCUGCCAUCUUGUUUUGGGAGAUUUAUAUGGGGCAGAACAGGCCUUCACGAGCACCAUAGAAAAAGAUAAGCACUUGGCUGUGGGGUAUUUUCAACGUGGCGCUGUCCUCUUCAAGAAGGGCCAGUAUAACCAAGCACUCCAGGACUGGUCCCACUGCUUUACAGAGCUAAGAGGCAACCAACUCAUUGACUACAAGAUCCUGGGUCUGACAUUUAAGCUGUACAGCUGUGAGGUCCUGUACAAUGUUGCACUUGCAAACACAAAAUUGGGUAAUUGGGCAAAAGCAGAAGAAAGCCUCAUCAUAGCCAUCAGUCAGAAGGCAGAGCCGCGACACGGCACUAAGAUAGAGAAGGCAAUGCAGGAUAUCCUGAAACAAAAGGACUUUCCCCCUAUUGUGAUGCCAAAAGGAAGGUUAUUUCAGCCUAGUGAGAGACUUGUGGAGCAACUGGAGAAGAAGGACUACUUGGGUAAAGCAACGGUUGUGGCCUCGGUCAUUGAUAAAGACAAAUUCUCCGGCUUUGCACCUUUGCAACCUCAGGCCAACAACCCACCAGCACGCCCCAAGACCCCUGAGAUACUGAAGACCCUCCAGGGACUGCCUCACAGAGUGCUAUUUGAAUUUACCCCAGAGACUGUAGAAGAGCUGGAGGUCAUGCCUGGAAAUAUUGUGUUUGUGCUCAAGAAGGGGGACGAUAAUUGGGCAACUGUUCUGUUCAAUGGAAAGAAAGGGAUUGUACCAUGCAAUUAUCUGGAGCCUGUUGAAUUGCGCUUCCAAAACCAAAACCAGGCAGGUGAAUCAGUAGAAGAGGAAGCAGCAAAAAAAGCUAAAACUCCAGAAGCGGACAUUCCAGCACCCCCCGCUUCUGCCGCCCCGACAAAUGUACAAGACAAACCAGAAAAAUCCAUCACAAAAGAAAAAUCACCAAUUUGCCCAAAGGAAUCCACAGCAGUGGCCUCACCAUCGUACAUUGUUAAAGUUUAUUACAAAUACACAAUAGCAAUACAAGUUUCGCAAAAGCUUUCAUAUGACGACCUCCUGAUACUAAUCAGCAGUAAGCUGAAGGUGACUCCCUGUGCCAUCAAACUUCACUUUAUAGAUGGUGACAGAGAAGUACAGCUAACCAAGGACAAUGUGGAGCGAGCAUGGGCACAGAUUACUGACAACAGCCUGAGACUCAAGUGCACAGACGUGGAAAUGGAAGAGCACCUGGAAAAUGCUGAGGUCGGCGGCCUAGAUCACCUAUCCUUAGAAGAUAAAGCUGGGAGCACUGUGAAAGCUUUGUUUGAUUAUGAGGCUUCACAGCUGGAAGACCUGUCAUUCAAAAGAGGAGACAUUAUUAAGGUUCUCAAUAAAGUGUCGGAGGAAUGGUGGGAAGGAGAAUGUCAUGACAAAGUGGGCAUCUUUCCAUCUGCAUUUGUACAGUCAAUGCCCAGCGCGUGAAACUGCAAACAAUACAUCCGUGUAAGGACUAGAGCACAGUCUAUACAUCCUGCUCUUCAACAAAGUCUCAUUUCAGAAAAGAAAGAAAAAAAAAAAAUAAUAAUUAAAUAAAUAAAAAGUUCUUUACUACUUGAAUAAAAUGUCUGUAAGUCUUAUAUGUACUCG
Molecule: messenger RNA, 2535 nt
Organism: Hyla sarda
Lineage: Eukaryota; Metazoa; Chordata; Amphibia; Anura; Hylidae
Gene: NCF2
Product: neutrophil cytosolic factor 2
Exons: 16
Coding region: 796-2370 (524 amino acids)
Biological process (GO): superoxide anion generation
Molecular function (GO): protein binding; superoxide-generating NADPH oxidase activator activity
Source: RefSeq, a predicted model, not a curated record